CGGUAAGCUUUUAAGCAUGAUAAGUAAAACGUGGUAUUGAACAUGUUUGUGACCUUUCUAGCAAUGCAACAUUGAAGACUCUUCAGGGGAUCCAUAGUGUCUGUUGCACGAGCAUACCUAUAUGAUAAGAACUGACGUACAUGGAUCAAUUUGUCCAGCACAACUUUGAAAAAUGUAUUGCAUAUGUUCGAAAACAGUCAAUUAAGUUUAGUGUUAUGUUAUCUCAUGCAUUCGAUUGAAUGUUGUAUGAUAAACGGAAUCGCUACCAAAUCAGAUCGCAAUGUUUACAGGAGCAGGGCUAUUUAUUGGACGACAGAACUUUCUCUUCAGUCACUUCUUGUGCAACCAAUUUAUAGUGUCCAAGGUGUUCACCAUAUCCUCAAAGAUGGGAAGAAUUCUGUGUGGUUUGGUUUUACUUGUCCUGGUCCACUGUUCUCUAGGACAGAAGGACCCUAAUGAAAUGUGUAUUGGUGUACCAAAUCGCAGUUUUCUCAAAGAUUUCCGUCGUUGUGAAAAUUACUUUGUGUGUGUCAAUGGUGUAUCUCAUUCUGAUGCAUGUCCAGAUCCUUUCUUCUUUAACGAAGCCAAGCAAGCCUGUGACCAUCAACGCAAUGUCGAAUGCAAGAACUGUCCAUCAGAUAAGGAAAUGACUAUGACUAAUCCUGAAUCUAAAACUUGUGAUUCCUUUGUGAGAUGCAGGAACGGUGAAAGGGAGCUAGUUAGAUGUCCAGUUGGAUUUAUAUACGACGAAUUCCGAGGACGUUGCAAUCUUGUCACAAUGGCUGAAUGUGGAGCAGAACUUUGCACAACUGACAUGAAUCCAAGCAGAUUUGUUUUUGUACCUAGCAAAUUUGAUUGCCGACGGUACUUCAUCUGCCAUCAAGGAAAUGCUAUGGCACGCGAAUGUCCUACAGGGCUUAAAUUCAAUCCUGCAAUUAAUGGCUGUGACUUUGAUACCAACGUAAUUUGCACUCCAAGUGGACCUGUGCCCAUCCCUAAUCCUCUGCCCGAGAUCAUCAGCGUAGACUGUCCAGUAACAGGAAUGGCCUUCCGACCACAUCCAACAAAUUGCCGUCAAGCCUUUCUCUGUGUCAAUGGCGAUGCACAACUUAUCUCCUGUUCUGAAGGACUAGCUUGGGACCGCGACCAAAAUGUCUGCGUACCAAUGCAUCAAACAUCCUGUGUUUGAUAGACUUGUAAAAAUGGUCAUGUAGUUUUCCGACAUUAAAAUCCGUCAUUUAUCAAGAUUAAAUGCCUGACUAACCAAUAAAGAGAUUAAUAAAAAGAUUUAAAAUCCAA
Molecule: messenger RNA, 1299 nt
Organism: Phlebotomus papatasi
Lineage: Eukaryota; Metazoa; Arthropoda; Insecta; Diptera; Psychodidae
Product: protein obstructor-E-like
Exons: 3
Coding region: 281-1189 (302 amino acids)
Cellular component (GO): extracellular region
Molecular function (GO): chitin binding
Source: RefSeq, a predicted model, not a curated record